This is a messenger RNA of Rubroshorea leprosula, 1161 nucleotides long. The record is from the annotation of a GenBank genome assembly. Lineage: Eukaryota; Viridiplantae; Streptophyta; Magnoliopsida; Malvales; Dipterocarpaceae.
UGGUGACGUCCGCAAGCUUACACAACUGAUCUCCAUCUCUCUUCGCCUUCCCAGGUUAAAAUAUAUCAUCAAAUUUUCAUCUCUCCCAACUCCAGAUUUUGCAGAGAUGAAUAGGGUUAUGAAAGCCACCAUUUUCAAUCUUCAAAGCAACCAUCUUUCCCGGAGGGCAGCCCUUUUUCACUCCACCCCUGUCCUCGAAAGCAAAAGGCGUUCCCACUGGAAAUCCAGCAAGAAGCAUAAAAAGCAGCAUGGGAAAAGAGAAGUAUUACGUAAUCUCAAUGCUUAUGCAGACUACAUAUUACAGGGAUGGAAAGAUCGGUUUAAGGAGGAUGAUGAUCCAUCAUCAAUGAGAGGCCCAUCAUGGUUCACAAAGCAGUACCAUGGAGGAUCCGGGAGGGAGGGGCCUCAGUGGCCUGGCAGUCAGGGACGCCGGCAUUGGGGUAGAAGAGCAUUUGAGUUUUGUGAAGAUGAUGACGAUGAUGAUGAUGUUGAGACUAUAUUUAGAUCAUCAUUUGAUGGGGGUCGAUUCUUUUACUUUUCCUUCAUUGAUGAAGAGAGUCCUCGAUGGAGGAGUUCAUUUGGGUACUCUAAAAACCACAGGAAGUCUUGGAACUGGAGAUACCAAGAUGAGGAAGACUAUUAUGAUUCCUCAUCAGAAUCUGAGAUGCCAGAGAGUUCAGACCCAGAUAUGGCUUCAGAUCGGUUGGCCCUUGGACUAAGAGCUUAUGGUCCCAUAACACUUGAAGAUGUCAAAACUGCAUAUCGAGCAUGUGCACUGAAAUGGCAUCCAGAUCGGCAUCAAGGCUCUUACAAGCAGGUCAUUGCCGAGGAGAAGUUCAAGCUUUGCAGCUCAGCAUAUCAAUCUUUAUGCGAUAAGUUGGCCGUGAAUUAAGGAUUCUCCAAGGAAGGUCUCCUUAUUUACUCAACACCAGUGCAGUUAACCAGAAAUUUAACAUUUAUCAUUGCAGUUGAACAACUUCUGCAGUCUAGCUUUUUCGAGAAACGGUGCCAUGGCACCAGCAUUGUCUAUAUACUUUUCUCCAUUAAGGGGAACCAAGCAAUGAUGACCAUUCUAUGUUGGUCAUUCAAUGUGAUGUUUUGUAUUCUAUAUAGGGUUCUAGAAAGUCAUAACAUUCUCACUAUUAAAAUUUAAAAAUGAUA